Messenger RNA from Ipomoea triloba (trilobed morning glory), 2193 nucleotides. RefSeq lists its product as uncharacterized. The transcript has 7 exons. Lineage: Eukaryota; Viridiplantae; Streptophyta; Magnoliopsida; Solanales; Convolvulaceae. The coding region runs from base 1 to 2193 and encodes 730 amino acids. The record is from RefSeq and is a predicted model, not a curated record.
AUGAGUGAGAAUAUCUGGACCUCUUUUAAUGCGGUUGUCUCGCUGGAAGAAACUAGAGUGGCGCUUUUUGACAUGAGCCCACUUAAAGCACCCGGACCAGAUGGGUUUCAUGCCAAGUUCUAUCAAAGCGCAUGGCAGAUUGUUGGAAGGUCGAUUUUCAAACAACUGGAAAACUUUAUGAGCUCUGGCAAGAUUGAAAAAGGUAUUAAUGAUACUCUGAUCGCUCUUAUCUCGAAGAACAACUCCCCCUCGAAUGCUAGUCAGUACAGGCCGAUCAGUCUUUGUAAUGUUAUCUACAAAAUCAUUACAAAAGUUAUGACUAAUCGUAUCAAGCCCAUCCUGAGACGACUGAUUGGUCACGAGCAAAGUAGUUUCGUGCCAGGUAGGCAAAUCACGGAUAAUAUCCUUAUCUACCAAGAAGUUAUCCACUCCAUGCGCAAUAAACAGGGUAAAAAGAGCCUUAUGAUCCUUAAAAUAGAUCUUGAGAAAGCCUAUGAUAGGCUUAAUUGGGACUUUAUUAGGGAUACUCUGGCUGAUGUGGGCAUGAGUACUGUUUGGAUUAGGAAUAUUAUGGCUUAUGUUGAAUCCCCUAGGAUGAAAAUUCUGUGGAAUGGCUUAGUCAUACCAUCAAAGAGGAGGCUACUCGUGGACCAAAUCAAUGUCAUCUCCCAGUGCCUGGGUAGAUUCACCCGGGCCUCAGGCCAAAAAGUUAGUCUGUCCAAAUCGCAGAUUUUCUUCUCCAGCAAUGUGGACAGAGAGGAAGCCCAGAAGAUUGUAUCGAUAGCAGGAAUCCCAGAAUCAAGGGAUUUAGGCAAGUAUCUUGGGGUCCCAACGCUUCAUGUCCUGCAAGCAAUUCCUUACUAUGGCAUGCAGACAAUCUUCAUGCCUGCUGGGGGAGGCACUCCCGAGGCACGCAAGUGCCAUAUUGUCUGUUGGGAAGAGGUCAUUAAGCCCAAAAAUGUGGGAGGCCUAGGUAUAAGAUCUGCCAAGGAAAUGAACCUGGCGUUCAUGGCUAUGCUUGGUUGGCAAAUUGUCACAAAUAGCGACAGCCUUUGGGUUAAGGUGUUGAAGGAGAAAUACGCGCACGGAAGGACAGCUACUCCAAUUCUAAGAAAUGGUACCAGAUAUCAGGUUAAAGAUGGGAGAUCUACUAAAUUUUGGGAAGACUCGUGGGUGCAUGAGAAGCCUCUUGCGGAUCUCCUUCACCUCAGUGCAAGCGAUACCAAUGUUGGGAAAAUGGUGGUCGAUUACUGGAAUAAUGAAAGAGGAUGGGAAUGGGAGAACAUGUCGCCACUCCCGGUAACCAUCAAACAGCACUUGCAACUCAUCAACUUGAACGCUAGUGAUGGAGAAGAUGAGAACUACUGGAUGAGGGAAUCAACUGGUAAGUUUUCUGUUAGCUCUACAUAUUCAUUAACUCACAGGUAUCAGUCUAACAUGCAGGGGAAGAUCUGGAGUACUCUCUGGAAGUUGAAGGUACCCAAUAAGAUGAAGACUUUCCUUUGGAUAGCCUUACAUGAUUGGGUGAUGGGCAAUGCCGAGAGAGCGCGACGAGGAAUCAUCUCAGACGGCUGCUGCAGCGUUGUAUGGGGGAGACAGAAACGGCUGACCAUAUCCUCCGACACUGCAAGGAAGCCGAAGAACUCUGGUCGGCGUUUGUCCCAAGAAAUGGGCGCAGAAGUUGGAGGUGGAUGGAUUUCAAGAGUUGGAUCCAGUCUAACAUCACCGGAACUCCGACUGGCUAUGACAACACGGAUUGGCCCAACCAGUUCACCACCAUUGUCUGGUGGCUUUGGCGAUGGCGCUGCGAUAGAGUCUUCAACGGAAGAAUCAGGAGAGUAUCGUCUUGAUCUUAUAGUGAGUUAUGGAGAGGUUCCGGUCAUUGUUCCUCAGGUCGCCAGAGUUCAUAUGUUGCUAGACAGCUUCGAGCCGAUCCACGGCGUUCUUCUGUGCGAAGGGGAGGAUCUGGAUCCGUCCCUAUAUGAGGCCGAAGCCAGGGCGACUGAUCUGUCGCCGGAGGAGAUGGAAGAGAUCUGGCGGCUGCAUGCGAGCGACACCGCAUUGACAAAGAAAAAGAGAAAAAGACAUGAGAGAGCUCCAGUUGGCCGAGGUUUGCCUGAAGAUAUAAAAACCCCUCUCUGGCUAAUGUUUUUCCCAUCACCAAAGCAAAACUCUUUCAUUUGCUCUCUUUAA